Drosophila montana is the source of this 6462-nucleotide messenger RNA. RefSeq names its product serine-rich adhesin for platelets-like. NCBI's taxonomy places the organism in Eukaryota, Metazoa, Arthropoda, Insecta, Diptera, Drosophilidae. Bases 165 to 6275 code for a protein of 2036 amino acids. The transcript has 4 exons. The record is from RefSeq and is a predicted model, not a curated record.
GUGGGCCACAGCCACAGCCAAGUUAGCGGCAACCGUAUUCGCACAUCCGCACACCCGGACAUCCGCACAUCCGCACCACCGGACAUCCGCAAUAUUCGCUGCAAGUGGAAGUUUUUUGGGAUUUUCGUUGCAAACUUUUCUGGAGUAUUAGCGCGUGGCGUGGAAUGAAACUUUUACUUUUCUUGAAGGCCCUGUUGCUGCUGCUGGCGGCGCAGCUGGCGGCGCAGCUGGCGGUUGCCCAGACCCAACCGGAGGCAGCAACAAACACAGGCAAGUCGCAAUCCCGACCGCAGUCCAAGUACUGCAAGUCCUUUGAUAACGCCGCCGUGGGCGCCAACAAUCUGUGCGAGAAACAUCGCUUCCUAACCUACUCCAAGUGCCGUUUCGAAUGCACCCCCACGCACCACCUGAGCGUUCAGAACUGUUCGGUUCAUAUAUUGGGCAAGCACAGUUAUCCAAAGUGCGAUGACAUCUACUGCGUGCCGGAUGAAACUGGAGCAGGUACAACAUCUAGACCGACCACCGGACAGCCACGCCCGACUCCGACAACACCAAAGACGACCACGACAGAACAAAACCAUGUACCACCUUCGACGCCGGCUCACGAACCACCGAAUCAUUCUGGAAAUGGUCCCAUAACAGAUUCCGCAGGAAAAAGCUCUACUCUGAUUUGGGAAGCUACAGGUGGAACAAUUUCACAUGAAAGUACGAAAGCGUUUACUGCGGAGUCCUCAGAAAAAAUAUAUUCUACGAAAACAAGUAAAAUUGAGACAACAAAGCCGACAACAUCCUCAUCAACUGACACCAGCUGGGAGUCAAGUACAGCUUACACAGAGAUCAUAAAUGAGAAAACCUCAUCAGAAAUUCCAGCAACAGAUAUCGCACAAAAGUCAUCUUCUUCAGUACUACCUGAAACCAGUUCUACGGAACUACCUGGAACAAGUACCUCGGAACAGUCAACACCUUUCCCAACAAGCUCAACUGUGGAAGACAUAACUUCCAAUUCAAAAUCUUCUGUUGGCACUCCUGUGACUGAUAUAGGAGAGGAAUCAUCUUCUACAGUACUACUUGGAAGCAGUACCUUGGAACAGACAGCAUCUUCCCUAUCGGGCUUAACAAUGGAAGACACUACUACUGUUUGGGAAUCAUCUGUUGGCACUACUGUGACCGAUAUAAGGAAGGAAUCAUCUUCCACAGAACUCCCUGGAACUAAUAUCUCGGAACAGUCCACACCUGCUCAAACAGGCUCAACUGUGCGUGAUAUUACUUCCAAUUCAGAAACUUCUGAUAGCACUGCUGCGAUUGAUAAAGGGAAGGCAUCAUCUUCUUCUGAACUACCUCGAACCAGUUCCUCGGAACAGUCAACACCUUCUGGAAUAGGCUCAACUGUGGGAGAUAUAACUUCCAAUACGGAAUCAUCUGUUGGAACUCCUGUGACUGCUAUAGGAGAGGCAUCAUCUUCUUCAGAAUUACCUGGAACCCUUUCCACGGAACAGUCAACACCUUCUGGAGCAGGCUCAACUGUGGGAGACAUAACUUCUAAUUCGGAAUCUUCUGUUGGCACUUCUCUGACAGCUAUAGGAGAGGAAUCAUCUUCCUCAGAGUUACCUGGAAUCAGUUCCUCAGAGCAAUCCACAUCUUCCUCGUCGGGAUCAACUGUGGGAGACAUAACUUCUAAUUCGGAAUCUUCUGUUGGCACUCCUGUGACUACUAUAGGAGAGGCAUCAUCUUCUUCAGAAUUACCUGGAACCCUUUCCACGGAACAGUCAACACCUUCUGGAGCAGGCUCAACCGUGGGAGACAUAACUUCCAAUACGGAAUCAUCUGUUAGCACUUCUAUGACAGCUAUAGGAGAGGAAUCAUCUUCCUCAGAGUUACCUGGAAUCAGUUCCUCAGAGCAAUCCACAUCUUCCUCGUCGGGAUCAACUGUGGGAGACAUAACUGCCAAUUCGGAAUCUUCUGUUGGCACUCCUGUGACUGCUAUAGGAGAGGCAUCAUCUUCUUCAGAAUUACCUGGAACCCUUUCCGCGGAACAGUCAACACCUUCUGGAGCAGGCUCAACUGUGGGAGACAUAACUUCCAAUUGGGAAUCUUCUGUUAGCACUCCUGUGACAGCUAUAGGUGAGGAAUCAUCUUCUACAGUACUACUUGGAAGUAGUACCUUGGAACAGACAGCAUCUUCCCUAUCGGGCUUAACAAUGGAAGACACUACUACUGUUUGGGAAUCAUCUGUUGGCACUACUGUGACCGAUAUAAGGAAGGAAUCAUCUUCCACAGAACUCCCUGGAACUAAUAUCUCGGAACAGUCCACACCUGCUCAAACAGGCUCAACUGUGCGUGAUAUUACUUCCAAUUCAGAAACUUCUGAUAGCACUGCUGCGAUUGAUAAAGGGAAGGCAUCAUCUUCUUCUGAACUACCUCGAACCAGUUUCUCGGAACAGUCUACACCUUCUGGAAUAGGCUCAAAUGUGGGAGAUAUAACUUCCAAUACGGAAUCAUCUGUUGGAACUCCUGUGACUGCUAUAGGAGAGGCAUCAUCUUCUUCAGAAUUACCUGGAACCCUUUCCACGGAACAGUCAACACCUUCUGGAGCAGGCUCAACCGUGGGAGACAUAACUUCCAAUACGGAAUCAUCUGUUAGCACUUCUAUGACAGCUAUAGGAGAGGAAUCAUCUUCCUCAGAGUUACCUGGAAUCAGUUCCUCAGAGCAAUCCACAUCUUCCUCGUCGGGAUCAACUGUGGGAGACAUAACUGCCAAUUCGGAAUCUUCUGUUGGCACUCCUGUGACUGCUAUAGGAGAGGCAUCAUCUUCUUCAGAAUUACCUGGAACCCUUUCCGCGGAACAGUCAACACCUUCUGGAGCAGGCUCAACUGUGGGAGACAUAACUUCCAAUUGGGAAUCUUCUGUUAGCACUCCUGUGACAGCUAUAGGUGAGGAAUCAUCUUCUACAGUACUACUUGGAAGUAGUACCUUGGAACAGACAGCAUCUUCCCUAUCGGGCUUAACAAUGGAAGACACUACUACUGUUUGGGAAUCAUCUGUUGGCACUACUGUGACCGAUAUAAGGAAGGAAUCAUCUUCCACAGAACUCCCUGGAACUAAUAUCUCGGAACAGUCCACACCUGCUCAAACAGGCUCAACUGUGCGUGAUAUUACUUCCAAUUCAGAAACUUCUGAUAGCACUGCUGCGAUUGAUAAAGGGAAGGCAUCAUCUUCUUCUGAACUACCUCGAACCAGUUCCUCGGAACAGUCAACACCUUCUGGAAUAGGCUCAACUGUGGGAGAUAUAACUUCCAAUACGGAAUCAUCUGUUAGCACUUCUCUGACAGCUAUAGGAGAGGAAUCAUCUUCCUCAGAGUUACCUGGAAUCAGUUCCUCAGAGCAAUCCACAUCUUCCUCGUCGGGAUCAACUGUGGGAGACAUAACUGCCAAUUCGGAAUCUUCUGUUGGAACUCCUGUGACUGCUAUAGGAGAGGCAUCAUCUUCUUCAGAAUUACCUGGAACUAGUACCUCGAAACAGUCAACACCUUCGGGAAUAGGCUCAACUGUGGGAGACAUAACUUCUAAUUCGGAAACUUCUGUUGGCACUCCUGUGACUGCUAUAGGAGAAGCAUCAUCUUCCUCAGAGUUACCUGGAAUCAGUUCCUCAGAGCCAUCCACAUCUUCCUCGUCGGGAUCAACUGUGGGAGACAUAACUGCCAAUUCGGAAUCUUCUGUUGGAACUCCUGUGACUGCUAUAGGAGAGGCAUCAUCUUCUUCAGAAUUACCUGGAACUACUACCUCGAAACAGUCAACACCUUCUGGAGCAGGCUCAACUGUGGGGGACAUAACUUCCAAUUCGGAAUCUUCUGUUGGAACUCCUGUGACUGCUAUAGGAGAGGCAUCAUCUUCUUCAGAACUACCUGGAACUAGUACCUCGAAACAGUCAACACCUUCUGGAACAGGGUCAACUGUGGGAGACAUAACUUCCAAUUCGGAAUCUUCUGUUGGAAUUCCUGUGACUGCUAUAGGAGAGGCAUCAUCUUCUUCUGAACUACCUCGAACCAGUACCUCGAAACAGUCAACACCUUCUGGAGCAGGCUCAACUGUGGGGGACAUAACUUCCAAUUCGGAAUCUUCUGUUGGAACUCCUGUGACUGCUAUAGGAGAGGCAUCAUCUUCUUCAGAACUACCUGGAACUAGUACCUCGAAACAGUCAACACCUUCUGGAACAGGCUCAACUGUGGGAGACAUAACUUCUAAUUUGGAAUCUUCUGUUGGCACUCCUGUGACUGCUAUAGGAGAGGCAUCAUCUUCUUCUGAACUACCUCGAACCAGUUCCUCGGAACAGUCAACACCUUCUGGAAUAGGCUCAACUGUGGGAGACAUAACUUCCAAUACGGAAUCAUCUGUUAGCACUUCUGUGACAGCUAUAGGAGAGGAAUCAUCUUCCUCAGAGUUAACUGGAAUCAGUUCCUCAGAGCAAUCCACAUCUUCCUCGUCCGGAUCAACUGUGGGAGACAUAACUGCCAAUUCGGAAUCUUCUGUUGGCACUCCUGUGACUGCUAUAGGAGAGGCAUCAUCUUCUUCUGAACUACCUCGAACCAGUUCCUCGGAACAGAUAACACCUUCUGGAAUAGGCUCAACUGUGGGAGACAUAACUUCCAAUACGGAAUCAUCUGUUAGCACUUCUGUGACAGCUAUAGGAGAGGAAUCAUCUUCCUCAGAGUUACCUGGAAUCAGUUCCUCAGAGCAAUCCACAUCUUCCUCGUCUGAAUCAACUGUGGGAGACAUAACUGCCAAUUCGGAAUCUUCUGUUGGCACUCCUGUGACUGCUAUAGGAGAGGCAUCAUCUUCUUCAGAAUUACCUGGAUCCCUUUCCACGGAACAGUCAACACCUUCUGGAAUAGGCUCAACUGUGGGAGACAUAACUUCCAAUACGGAAUCAUCUGUUAGCACUUCUGUGACAGCUAUAGGAGAGGAAUCAUCUUCCUCAGAGUUACCUGAAAUCAGUUCCUCAGAGCAAUCCACAUCUUCCUCGUCUGAAUCAACUGUGGGAGACAUAACUGCCAAUUCGGAAUCUUCUGUUAGCACUCCUGUGACUGCUAUAGGAGAGGCAUCAUCUUCUUCUGAACUACCUGGAACUAGUACCUCGAAACAGUCAACACCUUCUGGAACAGGCUCAACUGUGGGAGACAUAACUUCCAAUUCGGAUUCUUCUGUUGGAACUCCUGUGACUGCUAUAGGAGAGGCAUCAUCUUCUUCAGAAUUACCUGGAACUAGUACCUCGAAACAGUCAACACCUACUGGAGCAGGCUCAACUGUGGGAGACAUAACUUCUAAUUUGGAAUCUUCUGUUGGAACUCCUGUGACUGCUAUAGGAGAGGCAUCAUCUUCUUCAGAAUUACCUGGAACCCUUUCCACGGAACAGUCAACACCUUCUGGAGCAGGCUCAACUGUGGGAGACAUAACUUCCAAUACGGAAUCAUCUGUUAGCACUUCUGUGACAGCUAUAGGAGAGGAAUCAUCUUCCUCAGAGUUACCUGGAAUCAGUUCCUCAAAGCAAUCCACAUCUUCCUCGUCGGGAUCAACUGUGGAAGACAUAACUUCCAAUUUGGAAUCUUCUGCUAAAACUUCUGUGACUGAUAUAGGAGAGGAAUCUUCUUCUACAAAACUAGCUGGAACUAGUACGUCGGAACACUCAACAUCUUCUCCAUCGGGCUUAUCCAUGGAAGAUACUACUACAAUUUGGGUAUCAUCAGUUGGCACUGCUGUGACUGACUUAACUGGAAAUAUUUCCUCAGAACAGUCAACACUUUCGACAUCGGGCUCAACUAUGGAAAACAUUACUUCCAUUUGGGAAUCAUCAGCUAGCACAGCUGGGACAGAUGUUGCGCAGGAGAUAUCUUCUACGGAUUUACCUAGAACCAGUUUCACGGAGAAGUCAGCACCUUUUUCAACAGGCUCAACUGCUGACACUUCAUCUACUUGGAAGUCAUCGGUUAGCACGGCUGCUUCCAAAAUCACGGAGGUGGAAACCAAUGAAUUGCCAGAGGAAUCAACUUCUGCAGAGUCACUCGGAACCAUUUCAUCAGAAUCUAUUACGUCUUCAACAAAAGGUAUCUCCGAGGAAACUUCUAUUUUGACCACGAUAAUUGGACCUACUGGAAGCAGUUGGUCAAAUCGCAAUGAACCGGACAGUUUUACACAACAGUACACUUGGACCACAGGUGACCCAUACACAGAUCGUACUGACUCAACCUGGACGCCUCACUGUAAACUGGUUUGCGGUUGAGUGGGGAAUGAAUUAAAUGUAAUUUCGAUUUGGAUUUCUUACAGAUCUUAAGAAUGCUGAUGCCUCGACUGCUGAAGAUUUUUUUAGAUAUUUUUAUUAUUAAUACGUUGCACGUACUUUUAAACUGUACAACUUAUUUUUCUGGUGUUGGGUAAUAAACCAAAUAUAUAUAUAUAUAUUCACAAUA